GAUACGACCUAUCGAUGCACGCGCGUACAUUUUUGGCGGUUCGUCCGAACGCUGACGUUUCUUUAGAGGUUAAGUUUCAUACAUCGAGCGUGCAAAGAAAUAAACGUACAUCAUGGAAAACGAAAAGAAUUCCGCGAACGACGUUAGUGAAACAAAAUGUGAGGUGAAUUCUAACAAUACACAAGAUGAUACCCGAAUUACCUGCAAAGAGGAUUUGAUUCCGUACUUCGAAGCCUGGGAUAACGACGUUAAUACAGUUUAUAUGUCGAAGGUUCCACAAAUAUGCAAAGACGAACCGUGUCAGCUUGGCAUCGACGAGGCUGGACGUGGGCCAGUUUUAGGACCCAUGGUUUAUGGAAUUUCUUACGCUCCCUUGUCGAGGAAGGAGCUCCUCAAAAAUCUGGGCUGUGCCGAUUCCAAGAGCUUAACAGAGGAGAAGAGGGACGCGAUUUUUGACAAUAUUUGCAAUAAUAGCGACGCUAUUGGUUGGGCCGUUGAUACAAUAUCGCCUAACGUUAUCGCAACCAGUAUGCACAGUCGUAGCAAAACGUCCUUGAACGAGGUGUCUAUGCUCUCUGCGAUCGAGCUGGUUAAAUACGCGAUCGAGGCUGGCGCAUGGAUCACAGAGAUCUACGUGGACACCGUGGGCAAGCCGGAAAAGUAUCAGGCUAGGUUGGAGCAGAUUUUCCCAGGCCUGAAGAUAGUUGUCGCGAAGAAGGCUGACUCCACUUAUCCCAUCGUCAGCGCCGCCAGUAUCUGCGCCAAAGUUUCCCGCGAUCACGCGAUUGGAGCUUGGCAGUUUCGCGAGGGCUCGGUGAAGAAGGAAUACGGAAGCGGAUAUCCAAACGAUCCAGAGACGAAAAGGUGGCUGUUGGAGAACGUGGAUCCUGUAUUCGGGUUCCCGCGUAUCGUCAGGUUCAGCUGGUCUACCGCCGACAAGAUCUUGCAAUCGCAGGCCCGGUUAGUCGAGUGGAAAGAAGUCGAAGACGAUCAACGGUCCGGCGAGCAAAAGAUCUUCGAGUUCUUCGCCAGAGCGCCCGCCAAGUCUUGCCAGUCUCAGAAAAAGCAGCACUCGUUCUUUACUGAGAGAUGCCUCUUCCGGGCUACUUUAUGACCUUCCUAGGUUGCAAUUUAAAUCGUACACUUAAUGGUUUUUUUUUUCAAUGGUGAUCGAUAGCGGUUCUUAGGCGAAACUGAAAUCUCCGCGAAUGAUACACGCAUGGCGAGGAGUACACUCUCGUUCGUCGCACGUAGACGUGAAACGUCGUUUUUAUUAUCAGAACGUUAAGUUAAAGAUAAAAGUCGGUUCGAUUUAUGUACAUAUGUACAGAGUGCUCUUAUAGUUACACCGUAUACAAAGAGUGGCUGGGCGAUGCUCGGCGAUGCCUAUGCACACUCUAUGCCUCGCUUGUAAUUAACAGUUAGGAAUGUUUUGGCGCGAAAUGUUCUUUGGUAAACGCGCGCUACACACACGGGCGCACAAUCAUACACACACUCACUCACGCACUCGCAUACUGAGCUUUGUAAUAAUUCUAGGAUAACAUAUUUUUGCGGCUGAUUAAUAGCGACUAGAUUGAUAAAAGCUACGACGAAAGAGAAACGUUCUUUCCCGCUGGGCUGAAACUUCAUCGUUCUUACGCGGUUGGACGACAGAAACACUCGUGUACAAUUAGAUAUAAAUAUGCUACGCAUUCACUCUUCAUCGCAUUCUUCGUCAAUACAGCCGUUCAAAUGAUUAUUACUCGUUCGUACCACGCUCGUGACUCCCUUAAUGAUAAAAGAUGAAGGAGUGGGGGGAGGGGACGAAAAACGUACGCAGGGCGAAAGUUUACGCACUCUCGAAUACCUGAAGAUACUCCGUCGAUCAUAGAUUUAUAAAUUUGCACUGUUUUUUAAACUCUGUCCACUGAAUUAUGUCAACGACUGAAUAAAAACUUUGAAACAACCACGAUCGUUCAUCUUCUGUCGACUCGUGCCAUAAAUCUGUGCGCGUAUUUGUUCCAGCUAUCGCGGAUGUUUCGACAAUUGCUCCUUGAUAACUUCAAAGUCACGGUUAAGCGAUCAGAGAUCUGAUAAAAGAAAGAAACAAAAUGGUGGACAGUCGGAACAAGGAUACGCACAGACUUACGGACCGAUCCGUUAAAUAAGAAUUUACACGUUUCGCCAUUUCUAACACUCUAACGUAUUGACGUGUGUACUCUGAUAAGUAUAUUCUCUGGUCUAUGUCUUCGCUAACUCCACUAACUGCGAUUAUAAAAAAUAGAAACAACACGGUUAAUUUAGUACACAGUGAUCUCCACACGAUUCUUGGUUUUAGAAGCCUGAAAAGGAUGAGCACGAAGGACACGACGCGUCGGUCUG
Messenger RNA from Colletes gigas, 2361 nucleotides. Its product is annotated as ribonuclease H2 subunit A. Gene Ontology annotation, cellular component: ribonuclease H2 complex. Gene Ontology annotation, biological process: DNA replication, removal of RNA primer; mismatch repair. The transcript is spliced from 2 exons. Bases 113 to 1114 code for a protein of 333 amino acids. Gene Ontology annotation, molecular function: RNA-DNA hybrid ribonuclease activity; RNA binding. The record is from RefSeq and is a predicted model, not a curated record. Lineage: Eukaryota; Metazoa; Arthropoda; Insecta; Hymenoptera; Colletidae.